Botrytis cinerea B05.10 is the source of this 4078-nucleotide messenger RNA. RefSeq lists its product as hypothetical. Gene Ontology annotation, molecular function: ATP binding; protein serine/threonine kinase activity. Gene Ontology annotation, biological process: peptidyl-serine phosphorylation; intracellular signal transduction. The record is from RefSeq and is a predicted model, not a curated record. The coding region runs from base 131 to 2839 and encodes 902 amino acids. The transcript is spliced from 3 exons. Lineage: Eukaryota; Fungi; Ascomycota; Leotiomycetes; Helotiales; Sclerotiniaceae.
GAACAGCCAGGUCCGACCUUGAUAAGAUUAGCAUUGGGAUGAUAUAGUCUAGGAUCAAUUUCGCUGCUUGACGGCCAUUUUACCACGCUACCGUUUGGUAAACUCCUCACAACGACGAAAUAGGGCCACUAUGGAGAACGAUUUAUCCCUAUCCCAAUCCUUAGGUGGUUUGCGGAUAGCCAAUCCUGAUGAUGCAUCGUCGGGUACAUCAACUCUAGAAACAUCAAAUGAUCGCAAUCACGAACAGACAAAUUACGAUUCUACAUUUAUGCCACACCAAGCCGCGGAUUCGACCUCUUCGGAAUCCAAGGACGCGCGGAAAACCCCAGACUCCCAAACGCAAUCAAAACGACAUUCCAUCUUUAAUAUCCUCCGACGUGGCUCACCUACCGACCCUUCUUCAAACUCUACGUCCACCCCCGAUUUUCCACAAACUUCAGAUCCGAAACGCCCGAGUUCACGCUCGGCGUCGAGUGGUGGUGAAUCUACAAAAGUGCAGGCGCAACAAGAGCCUCUGCCAAGAACCGUUGCAGCGAAGCCCUACCGACAAUCAAUGCCCAUGAAUCAUCAAUCCCAACAACAACAAGCAUUUCCCCCAUAUCAACCACACCCAAUGCAGAACGGAAAUCGAGCAUAUCCUCCUCCCGGAGCCAAUCGUCCAAUCUCAGGUGUCUACGCAGCGCAACCCCCUCCAAACGCAAUUCCAAACAGAGACCACGGAUCAUACAGGGUAAGAAGCGAAUCUUCGCAUUCUUCAGGACACGGGGGAAUACCGUCAAGGAGCGAUUCAAGGUCGGCAGCCACAGCAAUGCAGGCAGGAGUACCCUCGAGGGAAGCGAGUCAUAGAGAACGAUCUUACAAUAACAGCCUUAACAUGCCACCGGGCAACGGGCCUGUGCCACCAAGGCGAACAUCGAGAGGAGUGGGCGGAGGUUACGAUAAUCCGGCACAUUCCAUGGCUGCUGCUAAUACACAUUACGACACCGAGGGAAACGUGGUCACCGCUGAAGAGUGGAAAGUUAGAGGUGCCGCAGUCGGUGUUCGUGAGGAGGUUGAUGCGGAUGGAAAGGUGCACUUGAAGCAAGUAAGGAAGGGAGUGCAAGACUUCAUUUUUGGGCGAACGUUAGGAGAGGGCUCAUACAGCACUGUGUUAUUCGCAACCGACCGUCAGACACUAAUAGAUCAUGCCGUGAAGAUUUUGGACAAGAAGCAUAUAAUCAAGGAGAAGAAGAUAAAAUAUGUGAACAUAGAGAAAGACACUUUGAACCGGUUAUCAGACCACCCAGGCAUCAUUCGAUUAUUCUUCACCUUCCAAGAUAGCGCAUGUUUAUACUAUGUUCUUGAGUACGCUAGCGGCGGAGAACUGUUGGGAGUUUUGAAAAAGACUGGAUCAUUUGAUGUGGAGUGUACAAGAUUCUACGGCGCUCAACUUCUUGAGGCGAUAGACUGUAUGCACCAGAAGGGCGUGAUACACCGAGAUCUGAAACCAGAAAACGUUCUAUUGGAUGAUAAAAUGCACAUUAAGAUCACGGACUUUGGAACUGCUAAACUACUCCCCGCUCCUACCUCAACAUCGAAGCCAUAUGACAUAACUAGCAAUAGCGAAGAUGAAUCGACAAGAGCAAGUUCUUUUGUUGGGACAGCCGAGUACGUUAGCCCUGAAUUGUUGACGGAUAAAAAUGCUUGCAAAGCUAGUGAUUUAUGGGCGUAUGGGUGUAUUAUAUACCAACUCCUGGCUGGACGACCUCCAUUCAAAGCUGCGAAUGAAUACUUGACCUUUCAGAAGAUUGUCAGUUUGGAGUAUGAGUUUCCCCCAGGAUUCCCCCCUGCUGCUAGAGAUCUUGUCGAAAGACUCCUUGUUCUUGACCCACAAAGAAGAUUAUCGAUCGAGCACAUCAAAAACCACGAAUUUUUCGAUGGGGUGAGAUUCAGUCGCGAACUGUGGAAGGUUAAAGCCCCCAGGUUAAAGCCUUACGUUCCGCCGGCACAAGAACCUCAAUUGAUCAUGCUCAAUAAUACAUUUUCAACCACACCGCCAACAUCACGAGCACCACCACAACCUACUCCAUCAAACGGCAACUCAAGGCCACAACCCAGGAUAAUCACUGAACUUCCUCCACCAACCCAGUUGGAUAUCGAAUGGUCGCCCGUGUUGACACGGAACAAUGAGCGUAUUUUGAAAUUGGGGAAUUUAAUGGUUCUAUCGUCGCCGUUACCACAUAGUCCCAACUCGAGGAAUGGUGAAGAAGUCCCUGAAAAGAAAGGAGGGUUCGCUAGAUUUUUCGGGGGUUCAACGACCAAGAAGAGAGCAAGGCUUGUGAUGGUUACAUCUAGUGCGAGGAUUAUUCUUGCUGCUGCGGGAGGCGAUGAGAAGAAAACCAAAACAGAAAUUUCCUUGCUAGCUUCCGAUUGCUCAUGGAGAACGCAAUCUGAUUCCAAGGGCCAAUCUGUGUGGUGCGUGGACACACGCGGGACACAUUAUACGUUUGAAGAUACCAAGACUUCAACAACUGCCAAUGAUCCUUCGAAAACAUCAGCACAGGAAUGGAUUGAAGCCAUCGAGAAAGCCAAAGACAUGGCUUUAUCACAAAAUAUGGUUGGCUCCUAUAACAGUGACGCUGGAUUUGAUAUGUCGUCCGCCGCCACGAGUCCUACUAGCACUAUUCAUGGACCAAGCAUCUAUCAAGAUAGUUACGGCCCCAGUGAUCGGUCAGGUCGAAAUCAUUUAACCAAAAGUCAAGCUAGCCUUGGAGGAGAUGAAUCCUUAGGCGACGCUAGAAAGAAGUCACAUCGUUUCAGCAAACGGCAAUCUAAGAACGGACUUUCAACGCCCUUCUAAUGGUUGUCUGUGCGGCUCAAGAACAAGAUUCGUCGAGUUUUCAAGUCAUUUAGGGUGGGAAUGCGUUUGGACCUGGGUUCCGAGACUUCCGCGGCACGGCACUUGUAGAAAAACACGAGUCCAUAAAUUUAUCCCAUUUGUCACACAUCAAAUGAUGUAUUUUCCAAUCAUUGUCCAUUUAUCGAUCGGCAUUUGCUAGCGUGGCGCAAGGUCUCGGGAUUUUUUUUAACUUGGUUGGUGCAUCUGAAGUGCAGCAUCUGAUAGCCCUUUCUUUCUCGGUUUCAUGGAGCAGGAAGCAAUUUAUAACGACUUGACAUGAAUUUCUGUUACUUUCACUUUUCUUCGUAGCCACAACUCUCAGCUGCUACAUAGCUCCUUCAAAUUUCGCCUUCAAACUCGCCGUGCAUCCAUCACUCACUUCUUCGCUACGAUCUGUCGAGACAGAGAACAACCCAAUGGUCUUCGUAUAUUUGCGUCUGUGAAGCAAAUGUGAGUUAAGGCUCCGGGUAUUUUGGAGACUACGCUCUCUUCCUUCCUUAUUGAGCGUUUUUCUAUCUCAGCUAUUUUCUACACGGCGGAUCUUUGAUUUCGAAGUAUUUCUUCCUACUUUUUUUUUUCUUUUGUUACAAAUGCCAGCUCGUGUUUGAAAAUCAUGAAAGAUGGGCUGGAGAGAGGUUUUUUUUUUAUAAUAAUUAUAUUCGCUACCUACUUAGCUUGCUGAAAUACUAUGGAUAUGGACAGAUGGGCAGUAGUGAUUUCUUUUUGGUACUCUUGGGAUUUGAAAAUUCGAAAUGCGGGAUUGGGAAUCGAUCGCGUUUUAAAGGAUUUUCGUAUUGGGAUUUAGGAGAGAGGUGGGAUGGGAUGGCAAGAUGUUUGAUGUGUUGAUUAAGUUUUAGAGAGGUGUGGAGGGGGGUAGAGGGGGAUGAAUGGAUGGAGGGUUUAGGAGUGAGGAAGAAGAGAGGAAAGAGGAAAGCCAAGAUAGGAUGGUAGAUUGGAAUGGAAUGGAAUGGAGUAGUAUGGGGUUGGUUUAGGAUGGAGUAACAUCAUGGAGAAGAUAAAUGCAAAUGCAAAUGCAAAUGUAUCUGCACAUAAAUGCAGAUAUAAGAUUUUGAGAGAGAGAAAAAACGAACCGUGAGAGUGUAGAGUGUAGAUUAUAUGAGGAGUUGUGAAAUAAUAGAUGAAAAGAGAGGUUAAUAUAUAAAAAGAUAAGAGGAGAGGAGAGGAGAGGAGAGGUUAUCA